Messenger RNA from Vigna umbellata (rice bean), 4809 nucleotides. The record is from RefSeq and is a predicted model, not a curated record. NCBI's taxonomy places the organism in Eukaryota, Viridiplantae, Streptophyta, Magnoliopsida, Fabales, Fabaceae.
AAAAGUGUGCAAGAGUGCUAUCACUUCUCAAAUGUAAAUGUACAGUAUCCCCACUCAUAAUCACGUCUUUUUUCUCUCUUCAUCCGUCGCCAUCAACUGCGACUUUCGGUCACUUGCGCCUCUUUUUCUUUUCGGUUAUGAAUCAAAUUGCUGCUACCAAGGAGCCAGAGGAGGCUUCCGAGAAGACGAAUGAAGCAGUGAGUUACGAAGAAGAGGACCCAAUGGAGCAGGAAUCGGUCAUCCCUGCUACUGUCUUCUGCAUUAGGCUCCGCCAACCUAAGUCCAAUUUGCUCUACAAAAUGAGUGUGCCUGAAAUUUGUCGCAAUUUCAGUGCUGUUUCCUGGUGUGGAAAACUGAAUGCUAUAGCUUGUGCUUCAGAAACAUGUGCAAGAAUUCCAAGCUCAACUGGAAAUUCACCAUUUUGGAUUCCUAUACACAUUGUGAUCCCAGAGAGGCCGACUGAAUGUGCAGUAUUCAAUGUCAUUGCAGAUUCUCCUCGUGAUUCUGUCCAGUUCAUCGAAUGGUCCCCAACCUCUUGUCCACGUGCAUUGCUGAUUGCAAAUUUCCAUGGGAGGGUAACUAUUUGGACUCAACCAUCACAAGGGCCAGCUAAUCAUGUACUCGAUACUGGCUGCUGGCUGCGAGAGCAUGAAUGGCGACAAGACAUUGCAGUUGUUACAAAGUGGCUCUCGGGAGUGUCCCUGUAUAGGUGGUUUUCAUCUAAACAAAGUGCUCCUGCCAAUUCAAGGUCAACAUUUGAAGAAAAGUUUCUUUCACAACAAUGUCAAACGUCAGCUAGAUGGCCCAAUUUUCUUUGUGUAUGUUCUGUGUUCUCAUCAGGCACUGUUCAACUUCAUUGGUCCCAGUGGCCUUCUUCGAAUGCAACACCACCCAAAUGGUUUUGCACUAGUAAAGGACCAUUGGGUUGUGGCCCCAGUGGCAUUAUGGCUGGUGAUGCUAUCAUUACAGAGAGUGGUGCCAUGCAUGUGGCAGGUGUGCCAAUUGUUAAUCCAUCCACCAUUGUUGUUUGGGAGGUUAUGCCUGGGCCUGGUAGUGGUUUCCAAGUAAUUCCAAGAACAAGUACCAAUAACGGAGUCCCACCUCCAAUUAGCUCGCCCAAUUGGAUUGGUUUUGCACCUUUAGCGGCAUAUUUAUUUAGUUGGCAAGAUUAUCUAUUAUCUGAAGAAAAACAAGGGAAAAUCCAGACAAACCAAAACCAUGGUGGUUCUAUACAACUUCACUGUUCACCAGUUUCAAAUUUUUCGGCAUAUGUGAGUCCUGAAGCUGCAGCUCAAUCUGCAGCAACCACUACAUGGGGCUCUGGUGUAACAGCAGUAGCCUUUGAUCCAACUUGUGGUGGUUCUGUGAUAGCUGUUGUGAUAGCUGAGGGACAGUACAUGUCCCCUUAUGAUCCAGAUGAAGGUCCAUCAAUCACAGGGUGGAGAGUUCAACGCUGGGAAUCAUCUUUACAGCAUGUUGUACUCCAUCCUAUAUUUGGGAAUCCCACUUCCAGUAUGGGUGGACAGCCUCCUAUGCAAACUGUUUGGCAGACCAAAGUGGACCUGAGCAUUCCACCGACAAAUGAUUUCAAGAAUCAUCAAGCUUCUGCAGGUGGAAUGAACACAGAUGCACAAAAGGUAGCAGAGUUUGGUUUUGAUAAAUCAAAAAGAGUCUAUUUCGAUCCUUUUGAUCUUCCAAGUGAUGUUAGGACACUUGCACGAAUUGUAUACUCUGCUCACGGUGGUGAAAUUGGCAUUGCUUUUCUUCGGGGUGGAGUCCACAUCUUUUCUGGUCCAAAUUUUACUCCAAUAGACAACUAUCAGAUUGGUGUCGGAUCUGCAAUUGCAGCUCCUGCUUUUUCUUCAACAAGCUGUUGUUCUGCUUCUGUUUGGCAUGACACAAGCAAGGAUCAGACGAUUUUGAAAAUAAUCCGGGUUCUCCCUCCUGCUAUUCCAAUUAGUCAAGUAAAGACCAACUCGUCAUACUGGGAGCGUGCAAUUGCUGAAAGGUUUUGGUGGAGCCUUUUGGUUGGAGUUGAUUGGUGGGAUGCUGUGGGCUGUACACAGAGUGCUGCUGAGGAUGGUAUUGUUUCACUUAACAGUGUUAUCGCAGUCUUGGAUGCAGAUUUCCAUUCUCUUCCUUCUGCUCAGCAUAGACAACAGUAUUGUCCUAAUCUAGACAGAAUAAAGUGUAGGCUGCUUGAAGGGGCAAAUGCUCAAGAGGUCAGGGCAAUGGUUCUGGAUAUGCAAGCUAGGUUGUUAUUGGAUAUGCUUGGGAAGGGAAUUGAGUCUGCUUUGAUAAAUCCAUCAGCUUUAGUGCCCGAUCCAUGGCAAUUAUCAAGUGAGACAUUAUCUAGCAUUGACCCAGAAGCAGUGGCCGUUGAACCUGCACUAGUUCCAUGUGUUCAGGCUUAUGUUGAUUCAGUUCUUGAUCUAGCUUCACACUUUAUCACACGGUUGCGGCGUUAUGCUAGUUUCUGUCGUACACUGGCAAGCCAUGCUGUGACUGCAGGGACUGGAAACAACAGAAAUGUGGUCGCUAGUCCUACUCAAAGUUCUGCAACUCCUGCAACGAGUCAGGGGGGUCAAAAUUGGACAACCAGUUCUAGUGGAAGCACACAGAUGCAAGCUUGGGUACAAGGGGCCAUUGCCAAGAUUAGUAGCACAACUGAAGGAGUAUCCAACCCAGCUCCUAAUCCCCCUAUCAGUGGUUCUUCUUCCUUUAUGCCCAUUAGCAUUAAUACAGGAACUUUUCCGGGAACACCUGCGGUUCGACUCAUUGGGGACUGUCAUUUCCUCCAUAGAUUAUGCCAACUGUUGCUCUUCUGUUUUUUCUUUCGACGGACACAACUAUCACGGUAUGUACAGAGAACUACAGACACAAAUACACAAAAGCCUCAACCCAAUGGUUCUGCUCCUGCAAAGGUAGAGGAACCUGUAAAACCAGGGUCAACGUUGGUUAGGCCAGAUGAUGGUCAGGCUGGUCGAGUUAAUCAGCUUGUGACUGCACCAAAAGGAGGUGAAGAACCGUCUCCAGGGCGUUCAAGAAUUGGUACUGGAAAUGCUGGCCAGGGAUAUACAUUUGAAGAGGUCAAGGUUCUUUUUCUAGUACUUAUGGAUCUCUGUCGCCGAACUGCUGGCUUGCAACACCCACUUCCAGUUUCUCAAGUGGGGAGUAAUAACAUUCAGGUUCGGCUGCAUUAUAUUGAUGGAAACUACACUGUACUGCCCGAGGUAGUGGAAGCAUCCCUUGGCCCCCAUAUGCAGAACAUGCCCCGUCCUAGAGGUGCUGAUGCUGCCGGUCUUCUACUACGUGAGCUAGAACUCCAUCCUCCAGCCGAAGAGUGGCAUAGGCGGAAUAUGUUUGGUGGACCUUGGUCUGAUUCAGAUGAUUUGGAUUCUACAAAUGAAGCACCAAAGCUUGUUAAUCUUGAUUUCAGCUCAUUGGAAACUUGUGAUGUCUACGAUGGAGCCGAUGGCUUAUUGCCAAGGAAACGCAGGAUGUCUGAACGAGAUGCAGCUUUUGGGUUGAACACUUCCGUUGGCCUGGGAGCAUACCUGGGUAUAAUGGGAUCUCGAAGAGAUGUUGUUACUGCAUUGUGGAAAACUGGCCUUGAAGGAAUCUGGUAUAAGUGUAUAAGAUGUCUGCGGCAGACUUGUGCUUUUUCCUCACCAGCCUCCACCAAUCUUCCUAGUCAAAAUGACAAGGAUAUUUGGUGGAUCAGCCGCUGGGCUCAUGGCUGUCCAAUGUGUGGUGGAACAUGGGUUCGUGUUGUAUAGCUGGUUUCAAGACAAAAUUGUUACGUGAGUUUCUCUAGGUCAGGGAAGAAUUGCUCGUAUUUGUUGCUAACUGCAGAAACUGGAGGUAGAUGAAACACUGGAAGAAAUUGUACAGGAGAGGAGACAUGUAGAUUACCUGACAGGUUCUUUAUCAUUUUAUUAUCAUUACAGGUAGGUGACCGAACAAACUUGGAUUCGGGUAAAUAUUCUACUAAUCACUUUGUAAAGUUCCAUGAAUUAUCAAGUAAUUCACCUAUACCUCAAUUUGUUUUGGAAUUAUGGUCAUGUGAUUUGCCACACCUUCAAAAUUAGGUAUUAUCCUCGUAAUGCCCGUAGUUGUUGUUGCUCCUUCCAGAGAUAAUGUUUCAGGAUUAACUCUUAAAAUUGACUUGAGUGCUCAUGUCGUGCACGGCAUAUAGUAAUAUCAUGCAAUGCAUAUUGAUAUUCCAUUUACUCAUUACAGUCAGUUGGAUAGUCAUCUGGUCAUAAUUUUUUUCCUUUCACUGUACUCGUUUUCCUUUCGUCCAUAUUUGGAUUUAACUUUUUUCCAGGUUAUUGAAUUAUUUUAGAUAGUUUCUUGAGUGAGUUUUUAAGAAUAUUUCUCCAAAAUACUGUUAUCAAACUUGCAUAAAUAUUCUGUUUUUUUUUUUUUAAUUAUUCAGCUGACAAUGCAGAAUGUGAUCUUUCUCGUAACCCUGGGGAAUAAAUUUCUUGCAUGCAGAUGCUAGUCUUUUCAGAUAAGAGGUUGGUGAUGGUGGACAAGUAAUUAGGAAUGUCCCUGACUAAUCCCAGAGAAACUUCUGCAUGACUUUCCACAUCAGUAUUAUUGACUGCUCGUAUUUAUAUGUGCAUAAGGGGAGCAGGAGGUGGUAAGUGGAGUGGGUACUGUACAGCAUUAAAUAAUCAACUAUAUAUGUAAAUUGAUGAAAUAAUUUAUUUAAUUUGGGCGGGUGGGGGCAACGUCAUAUAGGGUUAUAUUUAUGGCAGUUAUAGAUCAAUUUUAUGUACUGUUUUAUGGUUUGUAUUUGGG